This is a messenger RNA of Apis florea (little honeybee), 1793 nucleotides long. It is a transcript of the gene Rrp40, whose product is annotated as exosome complex component Rrp40. Gene Ontology annotation, molecular function: RNA binding. NCBI's taxonomy places the organism in Eukaryota, Metazoa, Arthropoda, Insecta, Hymenoptera, Apidae. Gene Ontology annotation, cellular component: cytoplasmic exosome (RNase complex); nuclear exosome (RNase complex). Gene Ontology annotation, biological process: nuclear-transcribed mRNA catabolic process, deadenylation-dependent decay; poly(A)-dependent snoRNA 3'-end processing; exonucleolytic trimming to generate mature 3'-end of 5.8S rRNA from tricistronic rRNA transcript (SSU-rRNA, 5.8S rRNA, LSU-rRNA). The record is from RefSeq and is a predicted model, not a curated record.
GAAACGCGCGAGAUUAGCUGAAAACUAAGAAUCGAUUAUUAUGAAUCGAUGCACGUGAUUUAUAUAAUAUGGUAUAAUGUAUAAAAUUUAUAUUAUCAUAUAAAUUUAUAUAUUUAUAAUUUUAAUGAUAAGCAAUAUAUUUAUUUCAUGAAUAAUUUUAUUGACAUUUUAAAAGAAAAAGUAACAUUAGAUAAUAUGUUUAUAACCUUCAACAUUGAAUUUAUGUUAUAACGGAAAACAAAAAUUACUUCUAAGGAAUAAUGGAAGUUAAUAUAGGAGAUGUAGUAAUGCCUGGUGAUACUGUAAAAGAUAUUACAACAAUUAACAAAAAGGAAACGAUUAUUUUAGGACCUGGGCUUCGUCGUGAAGCUGAUACAGUCUUUGCAUAUAAAGCAGGUAUAUUGAAAAAAACAGAACCAGCUGUAUAUUAUGUUGAUAGUUAUCAAAAACGAUAUGUACCAAAUCGUGGAGAACAUGUAGUUGGUAUAGUAACACAAAAAGGUGGUGAUAUUUUCAAAGUAGAUAUAGGUGCUAGUGAACAAGCAUCUCUUUCUUAUUUAGCAUUUGAAGGAGCUACUAAGAAAAAUCGUCCUGAUAUUCAAGUUGGGGAUCUUGUGUUUGCUAAGCUUUUAGUUGCUAGUAAAGAUAUGGAACCUGAACUUGUAUGUGUAGAUUCACAUGGUAAAGAAAAAAAAUUAGGUGCUUUAAGCUCUGAAGGCAUGCUUUUUACUUGUUCUUUGAGUCUUAUCAGGAAGAUCUUAAAUCGUAAUUCACCAUUAUUUAAAACACUUGCUCAUAAUCAAGCAUUUGAAGUUGCAGCUGGUAUGAAUGGUAGAGUCUGGGUCAAAGCAAGGACUAUUCAAGAAACAAUAGCAAUAGCAACGGCUAUUUUAGCAGCAGAAUAUGCUCCACCUAAUAGUAUAAAAAAACUAUGUUCUGACAUUGAAAAGACCUUACUUUUAACUCAAUCUGCUGGUAUAGAUUAAUUAUAAUAAAAGGAAUAUCCAAUAUUAUGUAUGAAUGAUUAUUUAUUGUAUCAAUAUUUUUAAUGAUUUUUAUAAAUAAAUCAAUAUGAUUUCUUAUAUGAAAUAUGAUGAUUAUAAUGACAACCAUUGUGACAACCAUUGUGAUAAUGAUAUAGAAUUAGAAUUAUAUAGUACAUACAUUAUUAAGUAUGCUGGUCAUGUAUAUUGCUAUGAUAAUACAAUGGUAUGUAAAAUACUAUAAUUAAUGAGUACUUAAAAAAAAUAUAUUAGAAUUUUUUCUGAUUGCAAUUUAAUAUAUUUAGUACAUUCAUUCAAUAAAUAAAUCAUAUAAUAAAAUAGUACAAUUAGUACAUCAAAUUAUUUUCAUAAUAUUAAUAUUAUAAGAUAAUUCAUUCAAUCAUUUAAAUAUUUUUAUAAAUAUUUUUAACAACUAUUAUAAAAAUUAACAAGAUAUAGCAGUCAAUAUAGUUCAUAUUUGAUGAUUGCAAUCAGUUUUAGGUGAAAAAGUGACUAAAUUAAUUUUCUCUAUUCUCUUUGAUAUGUAACUAAUAUUUGUUUUCUGAUUGUAUGAAAGCUAAGUAUAUGUAUAUUAACUAAUGAGUAUCAGACAUUCAAGCACAACCUUGACUUUCUUUAUUUUUUUCAUAAAAAUACUUAAACAAUUUUUAACCCAAGUAUUUAUAUUUUUGUAUUUUUAUCUUUUAAUGUAUUAUUUGUACGUGAUGGAAUGUGCAUUGUUCAUAGUUUAUAAAAUAAACCAUGAACAUAUUGAUAUUAGGAAAACUUUUUUUUUAUACAUUAUGACAA